UUGGUGACUGGUGACUGGUGAUUGGUGACUGGUGACUGGUGACUGGUGAUUGGUGACUGGUGACUGGUGACUGGUGAUUGGUGACUGGUGACUGGUGAUUUUGGGGCUGGAUCCAAAUAGUACCCUAUUUCCUAUAUAUUUUUACCAGAGUUGUAUGGGGCCUAGUAGUGUACAAUAUAGGGAAUAGGGUGCCAUUUGGCUUCUUUGCCUUGCUUAAGGGCUGAUGGACUGAUUUUUCACCUAGUCGGCUCGGGGAUUCGAACCAGCGGCCCUUGGGUUUCACCGUGUGUAUUAGCCUCUUCUCUCCACCAGCCAACAGAGUAAACCCCAUGCCGAGAGUCUCUCAGAUGAUGGGGGUAGUCCGUAUUGUCAGGCUACCACAACCCCACCAGCACACCAUUGGGGUCACACUGCCUGACUUCCAGGACACCAUUGGGGUCACACUGCCUGACUUCCAGGACACCAUCGGGGUCACACUGCCUGACUUCCAGGACGCCAUUGGGGUCACACUGCCUGACUUCCAGGACGCCAUUGGGGUCACGCUGCCUGACUUCCAGGACGCCAUUGGGGUCACGCUGCCUGACUUCCAGGACACCAUCGGGGUCACACUGCCUGACUUCCAGGACGCCAUUGGGGUCACACUGCCUGACUUCCAGGACGCCAUUGGGGUCACGCUGCCUGACUUCCAGGACCCCAUUGGGGUCACGCUGCCUGACUUCCAGGACCCCAUUGGGGUCACGCUGCCUGACUUCCAGGACCCCAUUGGGGUCACGCUGCCUGACUUCCAGGACCCCAUUGGGGUCACGCUGCCUGACUUCCAGGACCCCAUUGGGGUCACGCUGCCUGACUUCCAGGACCCCAUUGGGGUCACGCUGCCUGACUUCCAGGACCCCAUUGGGGUCACGCUGCCUGACUUCCAGGACCCCAUUGGGGUCACACUGCCUGACUUCCAGGACGCCAUUGGGGUCACGCUGCCUGACUUCCAGGACGCCAUUGGGGUCACACUGCCUGACUUCCAGGACACCAUUGGGGUCACACUGCCAGACACCUACAACACCAGUUGCCGCAGGAAGGGCCAAGAAGAUCAUCAAGGACCUCAGCCACCUGAGCUAACGCCGCUUCCAUCACUCUGACGCCAGCAGUACAGGAACAUCAUGGCUAAAACUAACAGACUGGUCAAUAGCUUCUACCCCCAGACCAUCAGGUUGCUGAAUAGAUACUACUAGCUUCUACCCCCAGACCACCAGGUUGCUGAAUAGAUACUACUAGCUUCUACCCCCAGACCAUCAGGUUGCUGAAUAGACACUACUAGCUUCUACCCCCAGACCAUCAGGUUGCUGAAUAGAUACUACUAGCUUCUACCCCCAGACCAUCAGGUUGCUGAAUAGAUACUACUAGCUUCUACCCCCAGACCAUCAGGUUGCUGAAUAGAUACUACUAGCUUCUACCCCCAGACCACCAGGUUGCUGAAUAGAUACUACUAGCUUCUACCCCCAGACCAUCAGGUUGCUGAAUAGACACUACUAGCUUCUACCCCCAGACCAUCAGGUUGCUGAAUAGAUACUACUAGCUUCUACCCCCAGACCAUCAGGUUGCUGAAUAGAUACUACUAGCUUCUACCCCCAGACCAUCAGGUUGCUGAAUAGAUACUACUAGCUUCUACCCCCAGACCACCAGGUUGCUGAAUAGAUACUACUAGCUUCUACCCCCAGACCAUCAGGUCGG
Molecule: messenger RNA, 1725 nt
Organism: Oncorhynchus mykiss (rainbow trout)
Lineage: Eukaryota; Metazoa; Chordata; Actinopteri; Salmoniformes; Salmonidae
Source: RefSeq, a predicted model, not a curated record